GCAACGUCAGACAGUCGAGGACCAGCUCUUUAUUCCCCUCCGCCACUGGCCUGCCCGUCCGACUGCCUCUGUAGUGUCCCGGAAACCUACCGGAAAACUACCUGCCAGCGCACCCAGCGUACAUAUUCCGGGAACAAACACCUGUCUCUCUUUUUAUACGGCUAUACCCAGCAUCACGCGACACGACCAUAGGAUGGUUUCUCUCAGGUUGCCUAAUAUCUUCCCGACGGCGCAUUGCGACUCAGAGUCUGGGUCGCCGGCCCCUGGUUCUUCGUCUUCGUUCACGGGCUCUGCCGCGUCUGCGAUUAGCACGGUCAGGAGCAGCGUCAAGAACGUAGUGACCGUCGGCGAAUCGGAGCUGCAGCGAUGGCGGCGGACGUUCGAGGCGAAUGCAAAGACGGUCGUAGAUGGGAAGAACUAUCUGGAUAGAGACCAGUUUGUGAAUGCCAUCGCGCCGACCGGGGACUUGUCCAAGAUCGGACGCGCCCAGUUUGCUAUCUUAUUCCGUGUUGCUGACUCCUCGAGGCGGGGGCUGGUGUCUUGGGACGACUUCGUUGUGUUCGAGACGCUGCUGAAGAGGCCGGACGCGGACUAUUGGAUAGCCUUCCAGUACUUUGACGUUGAUAGAUCUGGAACCAUUGACUUCAAUGAAUUCAAGAAUGUGUUCAUGGCAAACGUAGAGUCCACUUCUAUUCCAUUUGACUUUGAUUGCGACUGGGUUAAAUUAUACCUUGGCAAGAAAAAUGGAACACACGUGCUAGGAUAUACGGAGUUUACACAAUUAAUGAAGGGGUUCCAAGGCGAGCGUUUACGACAAGCCUUCAAAUACCUGGAUAAAGAUCAAGAUGGAUACAUUCGGCCUGAGCAUUUUAAACAGAUCAUCCUAGAAAUCGCUGGUCACAAACUCUCGGACGCCGUCAUAGAGAGACUCCCAACCCUAACCACGCUUAGCCCUGGUGGCCGCAUUUCAUACUCGGAAGUCGUUGCAUUCCACAAUGUCCUUAGAGAGAUGGAUAUGGUCGAGCGCGUCAUCCGGGAAGCGACGGCGAAGUCUAAAGACGGACGCAUAAGCCAAACAGAUUUCAUAGACUACUCAGCCGCCAAUUCUAGAUACUCGCUGUUCACUCCGAUGGAAGCGUCCAUCAUCUUCCACUUUGUGGGGCGCGGAAACCCGACUGCGCGGCUUGCACUUGUGGACUUCGCCCAACUGCUCGACCCCCGGUGGAGGGCACCUCGGGAAGAGGUAGAAGAGAAGGCCGCGCGGAGCACUACCAUGACGGUUGUGCAUGAGAUCGCCAAUAGCAUCUACAACUUCGGCUUAGGAGGUGUUGCUGGGGCUUUCGGUGCCACGAUCGUAUAUCCCAUUGAUCUUGACCCGAACCAGCGGAGCACAAUAGUUGGUCAACUCCUGUAUAAGAACAGUCUAGACUGCGUACAGAAAGUGUUCCGGAAUGAAGGCAUAUUAGGGUUCUAUCGUGGUCUGGGGCCGCAAUUAAUUGGCGUAGCGCCGGAGAAGGCGAUCAAGUUGACUGUGAACGAUCUCAUCCGUGGUCGCGCAAAGGACCCGGAGACAGGCCGUAUUGAAUUAGUCUGGGAACUCUUCGCUGGUGGUAUGGCCGGAGGAUGUCAAGUGAUAUUCACCAACCCACUGGAAAUUGUAAAAAUCCGGCUUCAAGUUCAAGGAGAAGCCGCUAAAGCGGAGGGCGCUGUGCCGAGAGGUGCCGUCCAUAUUGUGCGCUCUCUGGGACUUGUCGGGCUGUACAAGGGAGCCAGCGCCUGCUUGCUACGAGAUAUCCCGUUCUCCGCAAUCUAUUUCCCCGCAUACUGGCACUUGAAGAAGGACGUCUUUCAGGAAGGUUAUAACGGCAAGCAGCUGUCGUUCAUGGAGACAUUGAGUUCCGCCGCUAUCGCGGGUAUGCCAGCCGCAUACUUCACGACUCCAGCAGACGUUGUCAAGACCCGUCUGCAAGUGGAAGCUAGGAAAGGCCAGACGACGUACAAAGGAAUGGCUGAUGCUUUCGCAACAAUAUAUCAGGAAGAGGGUUUCCGCGCGUUCUUCAAAGGCGGUCCGGCGCGUGUUUUACGAAGCAGUCCGCAGUUCGGCUUCACUCUACUGGCGUAUGAGUAUCUUCACAAGUACCCCGGCAAGGAGCAGCCACAACCCGUCGGAAGUCUUCUCACGUCACGACCUGAAGACAUGUCGAAAGUACGUGCGCGAAAUGCACUCAAGAUUCUGCUGGACGUACAUGGGGACUUCGGGCGCCGGGCGGCGGGGAGCCAGUCGCCAUUGGCUACUUCGGUGCCGUCGUCGUCGAUACCAGCGUAGAAGUCUAGAUAGGUUCGAUACUACGCACGUAGGCUUGGCAUUGUAAUGGACUGUGCCGUGCGGCCUUUCCGCCGCAUUGUGCUCCGGAGGGCCGGGCAAUAAACAGGCCUGCAAGGUCCAAUCAGCGGACUGGACCAAUCGCAGGACGAGCAGGGGACUGGCAGUGCAGAAAUGCCGUGGGUCACCUUAGAGACAG
Gloeophyllum trabeum ATCC 11539 is the source of this 2522-nucleotide messenger RNA. RefSeq names its product mitochondrial carrier. NCBI's taxonomy places the organism in Eukaryota, Fungi, Basidiomycota, Agaricomycetes, Gloeophyllales, Gloeophyllaceae. Gene Ontology annotation, biological process: L-glutamate transmembrane transport; aspartate transmembrane transport; malate-aspartate shuttle. Gene Ontology annotation, molecular function: L-glutamate transmembrane transporter activity; L-aspartate transmembrane transporter activity; calcium ion binding. The coding region runs from base 194 to 2326 and encodes 710 amino acids. The transcript has 18 exons. The record is from RefSeq and is a predicted model, not a curated record.